CUUUCUUUCCCCCCUCUCUCUCUCUCUCUCUCUCUCUCUCUCUACACCACUAAUCUUGAAGCAGAAAAGAAGCACCAUUUCUGAAACCAAUUUUUCUCGGUUCAAUAUUUAAGUUUCUUUCUAUUCUUCUUAAUAUUGUUCAGCACCAUGGCGACUGGAAUGUUUCACUUUGCCGGGACUGAAGAGUACAACACCGAAUCCCACUUUCUUGAAGCUUGUUAUCUUUGCAGAAAACCACUUGGAUACAAUACAGACAUUUUCAUGUACAGGGGAAACACACCAUUCUGCAGCAAAGAAUGCAGACAAGAACAAAUAGAAUUUGAUGAGGCGAAGGAAAAGAGCUGGAAUAUGUCAAGCAGAUCUAUAAGAAAAUCAGACUCCAACAAGAAUUCUACCCCAACCAAAACCUCACGGACUGGCACUGUUGUAGUAGCUUGACUAUUGACCAGCUAGUAUAUAUAUUGACUAUCUUUAAUUAUCUGUUUGGAGGAAAAGAAAAUGAAGGAAUUCCCCAUGUUGAUCAUGAGUUUGUGUCUUUGUGAUCUGUAAACAUGUGGAGGGGUUGGUUUGAGAUCAGGCAGAGAUAUAAGAUUUUGGGUUUUUUAUUUCCCCUUUCUUUUGGGGUUGGAUCGGUGUUUAUAAGAGCGAUCUUUUGGGAGGAAAAGGAUCUGGGGGGUUGUAUAAUUUUGUAAUGAUGUUUGAUCAUUUUUACUUUCU
Messenger RNA from Morus notabilis, 717 nucleotides. RefSeq names its product protein MARD1. Lineage: Eukaryota; Viridiplantae; Streptophyta; Magnoliopsida; Rosales; Moraceae. Bases 148 to 438 code for a protein of 96 amino acids. The transcript has 2 exons. The record is from RefSeq and is a predicted model, not a curated record.